UUUCACAAUGAUCGUGCGCGUCAUAAAUGACGUUUUUUACAGUAAUGGAUGUCAUAAUUUGAUGAUAUUUUUUAAUUCUUAUGAAACAUCUAAUAGUUUUUUAUUAUUUCUAUAAUACUUAGUAGAUAAUAAAUAUGUAUUUUUAUUGUAAUAAUAUUAAAAGUGAUUAGCAUAGAAAGUGAGGAAAUUUUUCUAAAUAUUUGAGGUUAGAUUAGCUUGUUUUGAAUAAUAAUUUUCGUUAUUAAUAUUCAUUAAUUACAUACUAUCUUUAAUAUUGAUAAUCACGAUCCUUGUGUUUAAUUUAUUAAAACAAUAUUAUUAUAUAUUUUUGAUAAAAUUAAAAAAAUUAUUUACCAAUUAUGGAAAUGAAAAAAAAAUAUCGGAAAUUGAAUAUUGCAAGUCAAGCCGAAAUUCUACGGUCACAUCAAAGAGAUGAUGACUUUGUCAAAUAUUUACGAGAAAAGGUUAUCGAUAUUUUACAAAUUUUGGAAAGGAAAACGGGUUUAUUACCCUUUAUUCAUUCUGACAUUCCGUUUAAAUUAGUCUAUUUCUUUUUUACAUCGGGAAUGGGCAAUCAAACAUUGGGUGAAGAAUAUACUGGACUUGUGCAAGCCAAUUUAAGAGCUUACAAAGUUCCAUCUAUAUAUGCAAGAAUAUUGGCAGUAAUUUUAGAAUGUUUUGGUGAAAAAGCAUUGAUAAGAUUAUUAAAACAAUUGGAAUUAUCAAUUAAUCAUCCUCGCAGUAAAUUAACUCCUACAAGUGUAAUAUUUUUAAAUUCUUUUAUAUCAAAAAUGUAUACUAUAAUACCUAUUUUUAUAUUAUUGCAUAAGGGAUUAUUUUAUAUAUUUGGUCGAUAUUAUAGUUUAAGUAAAAGGAUAGCAGGAGUAGAUUAUGCAAAGGUGUAUGGUCAUCGGCCUACUGAUACUAUCAGUUCGGGAUUGAGAUUAUUAGGAAUUGCUACACUUAUACAAUGUAUGUUGAAAAUCUGGCAUAAUUACAAAAGUGAAAAUCAUUUUGAGAAAUAUUCAAUACUUGAUGAGAAACAUAAUAAGUUGGUGUGCCAGUUGUGUCUUGAAAAAGUGCCAACAACUACCACACCCUGUGGUCAUUUGUUUUGUUGGUUUUGUCUUACUGAUUGGUUGCAUACUAAACCACAAUGUCCAUUAUGUAGAGAAUAUGUUGUACCUUCUAGGAUUGUACAUGUAAUGAAUUUGUAAUUUUGUUUUUAAAUAUUUAAGAAGAUAAAUUAAUAAAAAUAAUAUACAAAUGUUUCUUCUUUAAGUAAUUAUUAAGUUAAGGAUAAAUAAUCCACUAGAACUAUUUUAUGCGUUUUAAUAUUAUAAUAUAUAGUUAUAAUUUGUUUUUGAACAUCAAUUACUAUGCAUCUGUGCUAAUAAUAAUCUUAUACAGAUGGCAGUCAUUGUAAUACACAUAUAUAUAUAUAUAUGUAUUGAGAAUAAAUGUAAAGCAAAACCAGAA
Messenger RNA from Apis florea (little honeybee), 1479 nucleotides. RefSeq names its product peroxisomal biogenesis factor 10 (gene Pex10). Gene Ontology annotation, cellular component: peroxisomal membrane. The record is from RefSeq and is a predicted model, not a curated record. Gene Ontology annotation, molecular function: zinc ion binding. NCBI's taxonomy places the organism in Eukaryota, Metazoa, Arthropoda, Insecta, Hymenoptera, Apidae. Gene Ontology annotation, biological process: protein import into peroxisome matrix.